CCGGCUCUCACCCGGUCUCUAGUAGUUUCCCUGGUGCUGACGCAUGCUUGCGCAUACAGCCGGGCCUGCCGCGUCCAACGCCGCAGCCGCGAGUCGGGCUGCGGGUGCCAGACGGUUCCCCACGGGGGCAGGGGCGGGACUCCUGGCAGAGGACGUGCGGCCGGGGGCUGGGUCAGGUUGGGGGCCCUAGAUUGGCUGCUGGAGUUUGGGGGUUCGGAUAGAACUCCCCAGGCCUGCUCCGAGAUAGCCCUGGGCACCGGCCUGACUCGGGUAGAUAAGGCUCCCGGGUCACCCGCUGCAGACGCGCCUUCCACCUCUGAGCGCCUUCUGCCCCGCUGGGGGCUGCGGCCGCACGGAGCAGCGGUGCUUCCGUCUGCCUGACUUCUCCCCUGCAGCCCGGAGGAGGGCCGUCUGACGGCUAACGAGUUGCCAUGGCAUCCUACUACGAGAUUCUAGACGUACCGCGGAGUGCGUCCGCUGAUGACAUCAAGAAGGCGUAUCGAAAGAAGGCUCUGCAGUGGCACCCAGACAAGAACCCGGAUAAUAAGGAGUUUGCUGAGAGGAAAUUUAAGGAGGUGGCAGAGGCCUAUGAAGUGCUAUCUGACAAGCACAAGCGGGAGAUCUACGACCGCUAUGGCCGGGAAGGGCUGACUGGAGCAGGAAUUGGUCCCUCCCCGGCAGAAACUGGUAACAUGGGGCCUGGCUUCACCUUUGCCUUCCGCAGCCCCGAGGAAGUCUUCCGAGAAUUCUUUGGGAGCGGAGACCCCUUUGCAGAGCUGUUUGAUGACUUGGGUCCCUUCUCAGAGCUUCAGAACCGGGGUUCCCGACACUCGGGCCCCUUCUUUACCUUCUCUUCUUCCUUUCCUGGGCAUUCUGAUUUCUCCUCCUCGUCUUUCUCCUUCAGCCCUGGGGCUGGUGCUUUUCGCUCUGUUUCUACAUCCACCACUUUUGUUCAAGGACGGCGUAUCACCACACGCAGAAUCAUGGAGAAUGGGCAGGAACGGGUGGAAGUGGAAGAGGAUGGGCAGCUGAAGUCAGUCUCCAUCAAUGGUGUUCCAGAUGACCUGGCACUGGGCUUGGAGCUGAGCCGUCGUGAACAGCAACCUUCAGUCACCUCCAGGUUGGGGGACACACAGGUCCGGCAGGCCCCUGUCUCCCGUCCCUCUGACAGCGACCUCUCUGAGGAUGAGGACCUGCAGCUUGCCAUGGCCUACAGCUUGUCAGAGAUGGAAGCAGCUGGGCAGAAGCCAGCAGAUGUGUUCUGAGCUGGAUAUCCUGGAUCCAGAGUUGCUGCACAGCUCCAACAGGACAGCGCCCUCCCCCCAUGUGCUGGGAGGGAACACUACAUUCCUCUCCCUCACCUAAGCUCAGUAUAGAGCUGGGGUCUGGGUGGCAGGUGGGCGCUGAAUGGGAGGCAUCCAUAGUCGUAACCUCUAAACUCUUUUCCGAGUUUUUAGUGCUGGCGCCUGUGGACUACAAGUCCCAGAAUGCAAUGCACCUGACCUCAUUUCUGCUAGCCUUAUCCCACGGGAAGUGGUGCUUGGUUAUAGAGCUGUGCUUCUUGGGAUAUGUAGUUCCAGCCCUGGCCAGCCUCUCUCUCUCUAGAUGGAGAGAUCUUGUCUUUCAACUUGUCUCUGGCAGGGGUGGUGAGAAUUGUGGAUGAAGGGGGAAAUACAAGAGCUUCAGUUCCCCUGACACUUCUUGCUAGCCCCAGGUUGGGGUGGGCAGACCAGAGUCCUGUAGCAUCUGGGAGAGGUAACUUUCCUGUGGGCAGUCUGGGGUCCAAAGAACAAGCCAGUGGGGCAGUGAACUGAAUAUGCAGGGUGUGGUACUGGAAGGCUGAUGGCUGUGGGCUGGCAAAUCUUGGAAGAGAAGGUUGCCUUGGCUGGCGUGUGUGUGGCUGGUAUUGGCAUGCAAUGGGAGUGUGGACAUGCUGUUGCUUGAAUGGCUUUCUUUGGCCUCUGACCCUGCUCCCCAUUCUUUCUCUCCAUCAUCCUCCAUGAGCCACCUCUCCUCCUCCCUGCCUGGGGAGCCCAAGGCCAGGGAGAGGUCUGGUGGAACAGGCUGUGGCCAGCUUCUGGAACAUUGAGCCUCAGAGACCUACUAAAGCCAGAUGAGCUGAGCUCAGACUGAGGGAAACUGGAAGUCAAUAAAGCUGAGUUUUGAGAGCUUGG
Molecule: messenger RNA, 2174 nt
Organism: Nannospalax galili (Upper Galilee mountains blind mole rat)
Lineage: Eukaryota; Metazoa; Chordata; Mammalia; Rodentia; Spalacidae
Gene: Dnajb2
Product: DnaJ heat shock protein family (Hsp40) member B2
Exons: 9
Coding region: 432-1265 (277 amino acids)
Biological process (GO): positive regulation of proteasomal ubiquitin-dependent protein catabolic process; protein refolding
Cellular component (GO): cytosol; endoplasmic reticulum membrane
Molecular function (GO): Hsp70 protein binding; ATPase activator activity
Source: RefSeq, a predicted model, not a curated record